AUGGUACAACCUUUUCUUGGCCUGCGAGGCCGAAGCCUCCUGGUAGCCAACACCUGUUCUGCCGGGAUGGGGUUCGUCCUGUUCGGAUAUGAUGAUGGAGUCAUCGGCGGACUUUUGACUGCCCCGUCGUUCCAAGACGUAUUCAACCUGACCUCAUCCAUGCAAGGCACCGUCACCUCGUUAUUCCUCGUCGGCGCUUUCUUUGGUUCAUUGAUGACCUCUUUGAACAAUGACCGUCUAGGGCGUCUCCGGAUGACUCACAUAGGCAGUGUGGCUAUUGUUUUGGGCGCCAUCAUUCAAGCCAGCAGCUUUUCAACAGCACAACUCAUUGUGGGACGAAUUGUUGCCGGGUUUGGUCUGGGCAUCAUCGCCUCCAACGUUGUCAUCUGGCAAAGCGAGACUUCUCCCAAGGCUCAAAGAGGAGCGUUGAUUGCCGGCUCCCUCAGCUUUCUCCUUGUGGGCCAGGUGAUUGCAUACUGGAUGGACUAUGGAAUGAAUUCGUACACUGGCACUAUCGUGUGGCGCUUUCCGAUGGGCUUUCAGGCUCUUUUCGCCAUUCUCAUGAGCGUCAUGUUGUGUUUCAUGCCCGAGUCACCCAGAUGGCUCAUCAUGAACGAGCGCUACGAUGAAGCGAAAGAGGUCCUCCGUGCGUUGCGAUCGGCCAACCCCGAAGUCGAGAGUGUGGUGGCCUCCGAGAUGGCGGAAAUCCGAGAAGCCGUCGCAGUCGAACACAGCCAGAGGAGGAGGGGGUGGAUGGCACUUCUCCGCCACGAAGACCUGGUCGGUUCAAGGCGUCGGGUUAUCCUGGCAUGUUUGGUGAACUUUAUGCAGCCAUGGAGUGGCAGUACUCCUGUCAGCUAUUAUACCACUUACAUCUUCGAAGAAUCCGUGGGGUUCAGCCGCCACAUGUCCCUGCUCAUGUCGGGCUUUCUCCAGAUAUGGUUCCUGAUUGCUUCGGCAGGGACCUGGUGGUUCAUCGAGCGCGCCGGCCGGCGCCGAAUGUUCAUGAUCACUGGCACCGCCAUGGCAAUUGUCAUGGCGAUCUUGGCGGCCAUGAUUGCCAUCGAUACACACGCAUCCGGCAUAGUGGCUGCCGUCAUGCUCUUUGCCUACCAGGCGUUCUACACCUGGGGCUUCAUGGGAGGUGUCUGGUGCUACGGACCGGAGAUUCUUCCGUUAGACUUCCGUGGCCGAGGAUUGGGUUUGGCCAACAGCAUGCUCUGGAUCUGGAGCUUCGUGGUGGUUGAGAUUGUCCCGACCGCCAUUUCCAAUAUCGGUUGGAAGACCUACUUGAUCUUUUCUUGUUUCAACUUGGCAUUCGUCCCGUUGGUCUACUUUUUCUUCCCCGAAACCUCUGGCUUGACGCUUGAGUUGGUGGACCUCGCCUUCAUGGACCCUACGACCAACCCUGUCAAAAGGGCUUCGGAGCUGAGGAGGAUGAUUAAGGAGGGACAAGACUUGAAUCUCCGUGGCAAUACAGGAGAUGUUGGGGAAAAGUUCGAACUUUCAACAGAGCAAGUUGAAACGAGGUCGGAGACAAAUGCUGGAGUAUAG
This is a messenger RNA of Exophiala oligosperma, 1554 nucleotides long. RefSeq lists its product as uncharacterized. Gene Ontology annotation, molecular function: carbohydrate:proton symporter activity. Bases 1 to 1554 code for a protein of 517 amino acids. The record is from RefSeq and is a predicted model, not a curated record. Gene Ontology annotation, biological process: carbohydrate transport; transmembrane transport. Gene Ontology annotation, cellular component: membrane. NCBI's taxonomy places the organism in Eukaryota, Fungi, Ascomycota, Eurotiomycetes, Chaetothyriales, Herpotrichiellaceae. The transcript is spliced from 4 exons.